Messenger RNA from Closterium sp. Yama58-4, 982 nucleotides. NCBI's taxonomy places the organism in Eukaryota, Viridiplantae, Streptophyta, Zygnematophyceae, Desmidiales, Closteriaceae. The record is from the annotation of a GenBank genome assembly.
AUGACGAGUGAGGUUGGUGAGGAGGAUGUGGAGUUGGGGAUAGCUGUGGAGGAGGCAGAGUUGAGGGUGCUGCAGGCAGCGGAGAAGCGACUAUCGAGAGUUGAGGGUGCUGCAGGCAGCGGAGAAACGGCUGUCGAAGUGAGAGUGUGUGGACAAGUCACUUGGGCCUUUGACGAGGAGCAGUUGGGGAUAGCUGUGGCGGAGGCAGAGGUGCGAGUGCUGCGGGCAGCGGAGAAACAAUUGUCGAGUGAGGUGGCAGCAGCAGGCGCCACGAAUCGCAGGGUGCUGCAGCAGUGGGAGCGAAUUAAGGGGUUCAAUGAUGAGCGCAGCAAUAAGUGGGCGGAGUACGAGCUUAUAAGGAGGAUAAACCAGGCCUAUGCGCACAUGUGGUGGAACCUCAGCAAUGGGCAGACUCAGAAGGCCCUGGCAGGACACGCGGCAAAGGCGGGAAGCGCUCUGAUUGGCUCGGUCCGGGCAGCUCGGGACCUGGCCGCUCACGAGGUGACAGCUGGCAUGGCGCUGCCGCCCUCCUGGCUGUGCCGCCCGUUUGUCGAUGCCAUGUCAGCAGCUGCUGACGUGGCAGCUGGCAGUGCUGCCGAGCUGGAACCCGCUGUCGCCAGCAUGGCACGGCAACUCCCCGGGCUGCAGCAGCAGGCAGAGCAGCAACGCCUGGAGGCAACUCACUGGGCUGCAGCAGCAGGCGGAGCAGCAGCAUAUGGAGGUGCUGUCCGACUGGCUGCCGCAGCUGGCACAGCUGCAGGGGCAGUCAAGGCAGCUGGUCGCACGCACUCAGAACGCCUCAGAACUGGUCUCCCAUUGGUGGAAGCAGCCAGCCCUUGGGAUCAUCCCGUGGGUGACAGUGGAAGGGAGGAGCAUGGAGGAAUGGGCAGUGGCAUUAGAGGCGGCUCAGAUGCACGGGGAAAGCAAGGAAGGAGCAUAGAGUGGGCAGUGGCGUUAGAGGCAGCUCAGAUGCACCGGAUAU